Messenger RNA from Archocentrus centrarchus (flier cichlid), 2386 nucleotides. RefSeq names its product solute carrier family 3 member 2b (gene slc3a2b). Lineage: Eukaryota; Metazoa; Chordata; Actinopteri; Cichliformes; Cichlidae. Bases 83 to 1741 code for a protein of 552 amino acids. Gene Ontology annotation, cellular component: basolateral plasma membrane; apical plasma membrane. Gene Ontology annotation, biological process: L-leucine import across plasma membrane; carbohydrate metabolic process; phenylalanine transport. Gene Ontology annotation, molecular function: aromatic amino acid transmembrane transporter activity; L-alanine transmembrane transporter activity; L-leucine transmembrane transporter activity. The transcript has 8 exons. The record is from RefSeq and is a predicted model, not a curated record.
UAUGAAUGCAGCUUCAGAAGCACAUCUGCCUUAACAGACAGUGAUUAACGCAAAGAAGCUCUUGCAUCAGUAAAGGGCCGAUAUGAACACGGAGGAGACCAACGUAGAGAUGAAGGACGCUGGGAGCAAAGAUGCUGAGCAGAAAGACGCGGAGGAUCCCGGUCAGGUCGCAGUCGAUGCUGGUGCCACGGAGGCCGAUGUCAGCGAGGCUGAUCUGGACCAGGAGGAGCAGGAGAAGCAGCCGAUGACCGGAGGAGAGCAGACUGAGGACACUCCACCUGCCAGCGUGCAGGACGCGGCGACGACGGCGGAGAAAAAUGGCUUGGUGAAGCUGAAAAUUUCUGAUGAUCAUGAGGAGGAGGUGAAAUUCACCGGGCUGAACAAGGAGGAGCUGCUGAGGGUAGCGGGAACCCCGGGCUGGGUUAGGACCCGCUGGGCACUGCUGGUGGUGUUCUGGCUCGGCUGGUUGGGGAUGUUGAUGGGGGCCGUCCUCAUCAUCCUGCAGGCCCCUAGCUGCAGAGAUCUGCCCAACAACAAUUGGUGGAAUGACGGCCCUCUGUACCAGAUUGGAAACAUCCAGGCCUUCACUGACACCCAUAACCUGAAAGGCCUGGAGCAAAAGGUCAACAGUUUGUCUCAGCUGAAGGUGAAAGGUUUGGUGGUGGGGCCGAUCCACGUCGCGCCAGCAGAUGACGCUAUGAACCUGAGGUUCGAGGAGAUUUCCCCUGAGGCUGGAAACCUGGAACAGUUUAAGAGUUUCAUCCAGGCUGCUCAUAAGAAGGAUAUUUCUGUGGUCCUGGAUUUGACUCCAAACUACCUGGGAUCAUCUGGACCCUGGUUCUCAAAAACCAGUGUGAUGAAUGUAGCAGAGAGACUGAAGCCUGCUCUGGUGUUCUGGCUGAAUGAAGGUGUGGAUGGCAUCCAGCUGUCAGGGGUGGAGCACGUAGCCACGGUGGUACCGUGGACCGAUAUCCGAGCCAUUGUCCAGAACAGCACAGAUCGUCCCAACAGCAGAGUCUUGAUUGGUGUCACCAACCACUCCUCUGCUGAAGACGUGUCUACCCUCCUCUCCUCCACGGGUGUUGACCUGCUGAUCUCCAGGAUCCUUUCUCCCAGAGACACGGAUGCUACAGAGCUCGUUCACUCCAUCCAGUACUUGUAUUCAACCCAUGGUCAGAAGAAGCUUGCCUGGAACCUGGGGGGACGGCUCGAGGGUCACAUGGCUUCACUGGUGGGUCCGACUCUGGUUAAACUGCACCAGUUGCUGCUGAUGACAUUGCCUGGAACACCCGUCUUCAGCUAUGGUGAUGAGAUAGGCCUGAUGGAUGAGGGCAACAAGUUUCCCAAGAUGCUUUGGGACUCUGAUGAGGAGCUAAAUGGGACUCUGCAGGAGGAGCGGGCGGAGCGCCUGACUCGUUGCAGUUUUUUCCGUAAUCUGAGCGAGCUGCGGGGUAAAGAGCGCUCCCUGCUGUUUGGAGACUUCAUCCUCCUCUUUAACUCCUCCUCCUCCUUGGCAUACCUGAGGGUGUGGGAUCAGAGCGACCGUUAUCUUGCUGCCUUCAACUGGGCUCAAGAGGAGGAAGAAGUGCUGCAACUGAGCCAUACAAUGCUGCCCCCGCGGGCUGUGGUUGUUCUCAGCACCAACAGCACCAUGCUGCCUGCAGACAGCAGCGUGGAUCUUACAAACCUGCGGCUCGGCCCCAGGCAAGCUGCACUUCUCAAGUUUCCCUACACUGGAUAGAAAAGUUGCUAGCAGAGUUUAGAUUUUGUUUAAACUGUUAUCAGCUAUUUCAUAACAAAAUUCUGAUUAAAGCCUCAUUCAAAAGGAUUUGCAUCACAGCUUGUAGUUCAGUCUUCAGUAAGUUAUAAAGAAGCACUCACGCUGGAAGUCCUCACUCCAUCAAAACACAACAUGCUAAUAUUAAGUGCAUGUUUUAUAUUUCACAUUACUUAUACUUUCCCACACUUUUAUCUCUUAUAUUCAUCCAGAAUAAACAUCCAGAGAUAUACUUAGAAAUAAGAAAAAAAAAAGUGAAUGCAGAACUUGCUUAAGAAUCUUCAUUUUUAAUUUUACUUUGGUGUCACAGUGAUUCAGUGAUCUAUGAAGUGAUACUGCAAACAAGAAAAGCUGAUUCACAAUUUGAAUAAAUGGAGCCAUCUAUAGGCAAAAAGAUGAACAAAGCUGUGGUUCUAUGUCCUGUCUGAACAAUGUUUUAGUGAAGUUAGCUGUUAGUAGCAAAUAUUUCACAGUUCUCUGCUGUCGAGAGUCAUCAGUUUAUGCUUGUGUGUUGUAUGUGCGGUGUUAAAAGCUGAUGUGACAAUUCACUUUCCCUUGCUGUAUGUGCGUUCUGAGAAAACGUGAAAAAAUAAAAAUCAUAUAAAGGCA